Molecule: messenger RNA, 1779 nt
Organism: Chrysemys picta bellii (western painted turtle)
Lineage: Eukaryota; Metazoa; Chordata; Testudines; Emydidae
Gene: MSC
Product: musculin
Biological process (GO): regulation of transcription by RNA polymerase II; skeletal muscle tissue development
Molecular function (GO): DNA-binding transcription factor activity, RNA polymerase II-specific; RNA polymerase II transcription regulatory region sequence-specific DNA binding; protein dimerization activity
Source: RefSeq, a predicted model, not a curated record
CCCCUUGCCCUCCCUCACCCCCUCCCCCUCUGCAGAUGGUUCGCUCCGGGCCCCCGGCUAUAUAGCCCCGUCGGCUGGGGGCAUCCCCCCGAGCCUCCCGGCGCGGGGUGAGGGCGGGGCGGCCGCGGGGCUGGGCGGACUCCUCGCCUGCGCUGCCUGCCCGGCGCCGCUGCCCCCCGAGCCCGUCUCUCCCCGGGGGAAGGGCGCGUGCCAUGUCCACGGGCUCGGCCAGCGACGCGGAGGAGCUGCCCGCCAUGGAGCUGCGGGGGCUGCAGCUGGGCUACCCGCCGUCCGCCGCCCAGCGCCAGCCCCGCGGCCCGCUCUACCCCUCGGCGGACCAGUCCUCCGCGGCCGAGGAGGAGGACGAGGAGGAGGAAGAGGAGGACGGCGAGGGGCGCUGCGCGGCGGAGGGGCCGGCCGGGGGCUGCAAGAGGAAGCGGGCCCGGGCGGGCGGCAAGAAGCAGCCGCCGCUGCUGCCCAGAGGCGCGUCGGGCGAGUGCAAGCAGUCGCAGCGCAACGCGGCCAACGCCCGCGAGCGGGCCCGCAUGCGGGUGCUGAGCAAGGCGUUCUCCCGCCUCAAGACCAGCCUGCCCUGGGUGCCGCCCGACACCAAGCUCUCCAAGCUGGACACGCUGCGCCUCGCGUCCAGCUACAUCGCCCACCUCCGGCAGCUGCUGCAGGAGGAUCGCUACGAGAACGGCUACGUGCACCCUGUCAACCUGACUUGGCCAUUUGUGGUUUCCGGACGACCAGAAUCUGACACCAAAGAAGUUUCUACAGCUAACAGACUAUGUGGAACUACAGCUUAGCUGAAGUAAAGCUAACUUUUUGCUGGAUAUUUUUAAGAGCUAUGAUUUAUGGGCACACAGCUAAAGGAUGGUGACUAGAAACCAUCUCUAACAAACGGUGUGAAAUCUUUGUACCCUACCCUUUCUUUCCCUUAUAGUUCUGAGGGUAAAUGCACUUAAAGGGAAGGAAUAAAGAAGGGAGGAGGUGAGAUGGGAAUUUCUCUGAACUGGCUGCAGCAGCUGAAGUCUGGGAUUUGGAAAGGCCUUUCUUUUGCUGCAUCAUUACUACCACUGCCUGAGGACCUGUUGACCUGAGGCUUUUAAAGUAAUGGAAGAGGAUUAUAACAUUAUAGAAUUAACAGCAUGGACCAAAAUCAGACUCUACAAACUAAUCCCAAACAGUGUUAUUUGUAUUCUAAAGCAAAGCAGUAUUCUAGAGUAGUUUUGAUACUCAAAUAGAUUUAUAAUAUAUUUCGAUGGCUUUUGUAUUCAUGAAUCCUAUUUCCUGCAGCUAUGCAAUAAAUAUAGUCAUAUUACUUUUGUCCUUUUAACUAGAUUUUUCUUAAAGACAUUGAAGUAGCAUAAGCAAGGUCCUGCAGUUAGGUUAUGGGCCUUGGAAUUAGGUUAUUGCCCUUUUUUGUGUGUCAAGGUGCCAUAUACAAGAGCAGUGACUAUCCCUAGGACACGUUACUAGAUAGGACAAAGAUCCCAUGUCUUAACCUGGAAGGGAUCCUGCUUACUCUAAAACUGGGGUAUAUGUGUUGUAAGGAAUGUAUUUGUAUCAAGCUAUAGAAGAUCAGGAAUUUUAAAAUAUUUUUAACAGUCUGUCCUGUCAUAUUAUGCUCAUCUAUGAAGGAUACUAACCCUAAUGUGUAUUCUAGUGACAUUUCUUCAUCCAGUAAAGUGUUGUAAUGAGGACGCCAUCAAAUGAGUUGCAAAUGUAAAUAACUUUAUUUUUUUAUAAAGGAUAUUAAAAGCUUUGUUACAACAA